AUGGACAGUGGCAACGUCGGCGGCUGGGCGGUAAAGUCGCAACUCACGGUGGCCGAAACAAAGUGCUCUAUUUUGAUGAGCAAAAAUAGGGGUCUUCGGUUCUCUACGCAGGUGGCUGCCGAUCUCGCGUGGGCUGGGCACAGAGGUGAAGGGCGAAGGUUUAAACGGUUGAUGGUUGAGUGGAUCACGACGGCUUAUGGAGGUGCAGACCAGGUUCAUUGGGAAGGCGGUUGUGAUGGCUUCACGCGGCAUGCAACGCGGUGCACAUUUCACAUAACAGGAAGGCAAAGGCUUCCUGUUAGGGGCUGUUUCUGUGGUGGAAAGGAGUGUGAAGCAGGAGAGAUAGGCAGCAACUUGUUGGGGAAAGAAAAGUGUAAGCGACAACCCUUGUUUAUCAAAGCACCAAGACAGCCUAACAGCCAGAUUUCUGGAAUGAUUAAAGAAUCAGAAAGACUAGCCAGAUUGUUUUGUGAGAAGAAAUGGCCAAUUAUGGCAUUUCUUGAUUCUCAUCAUCCAAACAAGCCCGAGGAACCAUAUCCUCCUCAUUGUAUUGCUGGCACAGACGAGUCAAAUCUGGUUCCUGCUCUGCAAUGGAUAGAGAAUGAACCUAAUGUAACAAUAAGGCGCAAGGACUGUUUUGAUGGAUACUUGGGUUCAACUGAGGCUGAUGGUUCCAAUGUUUUUGUGGAUUGGGUGAAGAAGAAUCAGAUCAAAUAUUUACUGGUUGUCGGGAUAUGCACUGAUAUAUGUGUGCUGGACUUCGUAUGCUCUACAUUAUCGGCAAGGAAUCUUGGGUUUCUCACCCCUCUACAGGAUGUGGUGGUGUAUUCUCGGGCAUGUGCCACAUUUGACAUUCCUCUCCAUGUUGCCAAAGACACCAAAGCGUCUUUAGCUCAUCCCCAGCUUCUCAGCGCUUCUUCUCCGCCAUGGUCUAUGAUACAGAUUGGAGUGCCCCUCAAUGAAUGCUUAGGAGGCAUCCACCUUCUACAUCACGGCGGACCGGCGUAA
Molecule: messenger RNA, 1008 nt
Organism: Juglans regia (Persian walnut)
Lineage: Eukaryota; Viridiplantae; Streptophyta; Magnoliopsida; Fagales; Juglandaceae
Product: nicotinamidase 1-like
Exons: 5
Coding region: 1-1008 (335 amino acids)
Biological process (GO): pyridine nucleotide salvage
Molecular function (GO): nicotinamidase activity
Source: RefSeq, a predicted model, not a curated record